CCACAAAGCCCUCGAGGUCUUCCACUACAACUACGAGGCCCUAAUGUCGGUCCCGCGGCUUCAUGGAUCUCAUGCUAGAACUGAUUGGGUCCCUUACUCAUGGGCCGGCCUUUGGGACGCCCUUCGAACCCAGAAACAUUCACUCGUAUCACUCAACAUAUCCUACAUAGUGAACAGAGUGCAGCUGGGAGUGGCCGCCCGGUUCUGUCCUGUAUAUGCAUGGCAGAUUGGCACCUUGGGUUCGUUCGCCGACUUCAACGAAUUAAAGCAAUUACGGGUACCCGCCGAUCCCAUCAUUUCUGGUCCAGGUAUUAUACAGUGUUUACCAGUGGGGUUGGAAUAUUUGAACCUCCUCUACGACGAGGUCACGGAGACGGCUGAUCUACGGUGUAUGGAGACCAUCGUGGCGGUGAUUGCAAGUAACAUGCAAACGGGCCGACAAAUAGCCCUUUUGUAUUUGUCUUCAAAGGAUUUCCUGAUCCAGUUGUAUCAUGUAAUACUAUUAAAUGCAUAAGUGCUAAAGCAGCUAAUACGAAAUGAUAAUGUACGACUGCAGCACUCUGUCACUGUGAGUGAGAAGGCAUCUAUUAAGUUCCUUGUCACGAAGGGUGAUAAUUUUUAUAGGUUUGGAAGAACGGUAUACCGCGCAGGUUGAGACCAAACCUUUCUCGCCUC
This is a messenger RNA of Paraphaeosphaeria sporulosa, 675 nucleotides long. RefSeq lists its product as uncharacterized. Lineage: Eukaryota; Fungi; Ascomycota; Dothideomycetes; Pleosporales; Didymosphaeriaceae. The coding region runs from base 44 to 514 and encodes 156 amino acids. The transcript has a single exon. The record is from RefSeq and is a predicted model, not a curated record.